Rhizophagus irregularis DAOM 181602=DAOM 197198 is the source of this 750-nucleotide messenger RNA. NCBI's taxonomy places the organism in Eukaryota, Fungi, Glomeromycota, Glomeromycetes, Glomerales, Glomeraceae. The record is from RefSeq and is a predicted model, not a curated record.
AUGGAUGAGGAAUCAGAAGCUCUUUUUGAUAAAGUUGAUAUAUUUGAUGAAAUUUGUGAAAAUCAACCUUUUAAAUGUUAUGAUGCUACAAGUGAACAAGAUAUUAAUGGCUUGUUUGAGUUUAUGUCAAAGAUUGAGUCUUCAUUGACUUGUAAUGAUGAUAUUACACAAGUUCAAUUAAUGCGACAUAAAGAAUUGAUUAAUUUUAUAAAAACUCAUUAUUAUGAAUCUACUAUAUAUAUUACAGACAAUCCAGAUCAUUAUUCUUCAUUUCAUACUGUUUAUGGAACGGAAACUAGUAAAGAAUUUUGUCCAACAUUGCAAAUUAACCAAACUAAUACUGAACCUGUGCCAAAAGGAGUAUUAAUUCGUGAUUAUGUUACAUGUUGUGAUUGUGAAAAGUGGCGCUGUAUUUUUAGUGAUAAAGCAUUAAGUCAAAAGGAGAUGCAGGAUUUCAAACAAGCUUUGGAUGCAUACGACUAUUCAUGUGAUGCACCUCUAUUUUCUGAUGAUUAUUAUUUGAUAGAAGUAUUGUUUAUUUAUAUAAAAAUAUUUUGUGACACCCCUAUAGAAAUUCUUUACUAUUCUAGCCAAAAAUCUGGAAAUUUUGAUAUAUGCUAUUAUUGUGGUGCAGAUAAUAAUUUAAUUGAUCCACCAAGUACACUAAUAGCUAAAUAUAAGAUAGUAUACACACGUCAAAUAACCGAUUUUAUGGCGCGAAUUGCUAAAAAUAGAAAUUCCUCUUUUUAA